AAGCAACUAUUUACUACAGAUAAUAGGCGAGAAUGAAGUGGAUAUACAGAAAAAAAUCUCAAAGUCAGUGUCCACUCCACUCACUAUUUCCACCACGCGCUGCGGCCCGUCGCUCGCUACCUCCACCACUUCCCCGUGCCCGACUCCACACUCCACUCCAUGCAUCGCACUCCUUCCCUCCCAUCCCUGCACCAUCGCACCCCCAAAUGGCCGCCGUCCUCGUCGCCCUCCUCUUCCUGCCGCCCACCGCCGCCUUCACCCCGUCCUUCUCCUACUUCCUCGCCUGCGGCGCCGCCUCCAACGUCUCCUCCCCGCCGCUCACGUUCGUCCCGGACGCUCCCUUCCUCUCCCCCGCCGCGGGCGUGCCGGCGGUGACGACCUCCGCCUCCAACGCAGCCUCCCCUCUCUACGCUGCCGCGCGCGCGUCCGGCUCGGGGUUCUCGUACCGGUUCUCCGACCACCCGGACGUCUCCGGCACGCCCAACGCGGUCCGCGUCCUCCGCCUCCACUUCUUCCCCUUCGCCGCUUCCAAUCUCUUGUCGGCGCGCUUCUCCGUCUCUGUUCGCGAUGCCUACACCGUACUUUCGUCCUUCUCGCCGCCGGGCGACGGCGUCGUCAAGGAGUACUUCGUCCCUGCGGACGGCUCGGGCGAAUUCCGCGUCGCGUUCACGCCGGACGCCGGCUCCACCGCAUUCGUCAGCGCAAUCGAGCUGUUCGCAGCUCCGCCGGAGCUGCUGUGGAGAUUCUCGGUCACGCCGGUGGGCGCCCUGGGGAACGCGGACAUCAGCCCGUGGUCGCAGCACGCGCUGGAGACGGUGUAUCGCCUGAACGUGGGGGGCUCCAAGGUGCCCACGGCGAACGACACGCUGUGGCGGACGUGGCUCCCCGACGACGCCUUCCUCCUCCCCAACUCCGAUAGGCUCUCGGUGGUGAACAAAACCUCCUCUCCGAUCGUCUACAACCCGUCGAGCGGAUUCACGAGGGAGGUGGCGCCGGACAGCGUGUACAGCACGCAACGCGCCAUGAACAUGAUAGGCCAGGAAAUCAACGUCACUCCGGGGCCUUUCAACCUGACAUGGACCUUUGCGCUGCCGGCGCCGGAGCCGGGGUCGGCCGGGGCCGACUACCUCGUCCGCCUCCAUUGGUGCGACUACUCGGUGGUGAGUUCCGUUCCAGGAUCCGCCGUUGUCUUCAACGCCUACAUCGCGCAGGCCCUUGCUACCAAAGACGUCUUGUCACAACACCUAGCGAAUCAACCAAACGAGGCAUUUUACCUGGACUACGCGGCCAUGGCACCUGCCGCCGGGAACCUCACCGUCAGCAUCGGCACGACGAAACCGCAGUCUGAAGGUGGCAUGCUGAAUGGGCUGGAGAUCAUGAAGCUGCGACGCGCCGAUUCGAGCUCGGCCGGAUCGCACGUGAGAAGGAAGAAGAUUCUCAUCGGCACGCUCUCGGCGGCGCUCGGCGUCGCUGUUCUAGCUUGCGCGCUGCUGUGCUUGCUCGCCGCGCUGCGCAGGCGAAGACAGGCGGCGCAACCGGCGCCGGAGGAGAAGGAGAGCACGCAACUGCCGUGGUCGCAGCACACGCAGGACGGCUCCAGCUGGCUUGACAUGUCGAACCCUUCCGCCGCGGGCACGACCGGCAGGCUGCAGAGGAUGAGCAUGCAGCUGGAUAUCUCGCUGGCAGAGAUCACGGCGGCAACGGACAACUUCCACGAGCGCAACCUCAUCGGCGUCGGCGGGUUCGGGAACGUGUACCGCGGCGUGCUCCGCGACGGCACCCGCGUGGCGGUGAAGCGCGCAACGCGAGCGUCGAAGCAGGGCCUGCCUGAGUUCCAGACGGAGAUCGAGGUGCUGUCCCGCAUCCGGCACCGCCACCUGGUCUCCCUCAUCGGCUACUGCAACGAGCAGUCGGAGAUGAUACUGGUGUACGAGUUCAUGGAGAAGGGCACGCUGAGGAGCCACCUCUACGGGUCGGAGGAGCCACCGCUGUCGUGGAAGCAGCGGCUGGAGAUCUGCAUCGGCGCGGCGAGGGGGCUGCACUACCUGCACACCGGCUACUCCGAGAACAUCAUCCACCGCGACGUCAAGUCCACCAACAUCCUCCUCGGCGACGGCUUCAUCGCCAAGGUGGCGGACUUCGGGCUGUCGCGGAUCGGGCCGUCGUUCGGGGAGACGCACGUGAGCACGGCGGUGAAGGGCAGCUUCGGGUACCUCGACCCGGAGUACUUCAAGACGCAGCAGCUGACGGACCGGUCCGACGUCUACUCCUUCGGCGUCGUGCUGUUCGAGGUGCUCUGCGCGCGGCCGGUGAUCGACCAGAGCCUGGAGCGCGACCAGAUCAACCUCGCCGAGUGGGCGGUGAGCCUGCAGCAGAAGGGGCAGCUCGACAAGAUCGCCGACCCGAGGAUCGCCGGGCAGGUGAACGUCAACUCGCUGCGCAAGUUCGCCGAGACCGCGGAGAAGUGCCUGGCGGACUACGGCCUGGACCGGCCGUCCAUGGGCGACGUGCUGUGGAACCUCGAGUACUGCCUGCAGCUGCAGGAGACGCACGUCAAGAGGGACGCGUUCGAGGACAGCGGCGCCGUCGCCACGCAGUUCCCCGCCGACGUGGUCGUGCCGCGCUGGGUGCCGUCGUCGACGACCUUCCUGAUGGAUGACGCCGACGAGAGCAUGACCGACACGGGCGUCGCCAACAGCAAGGCGUUCUCGCAGCUCAGCGCCGGCGAUGGCCGAUGAUCAUCGAUCACUCCGAGCAGUUUGUAAUCAUACUUUUUUUUCCUGUUGCCGUUUUCUUCUCUGAAUCUGAAAACGAUGCAUGUUGCAGCAACGAUAAACUUCAGAAAAGUUUAACAACAUAAAUGUUUUACCGUAAUUCGCAGCAAAUAACCUGCAAAUUCAUUCGUUUCGUAAGUUCGUGAGUAACAAGAUGACUUGACAGAUUAUCAACUGAUCAUUUUAUAUGU
Oryza brachyantha (malo sina) is the source of this 2965-nucleotide messenger RNA. RefSeq names its product probable receptor-like protein kinase At5g24010. Gene Ontology annotation, cellular component: plasmodesma; plasma membrane. The record is from RefSeq and is a predicted model, not a curated record. Gene Ontology annotation, biological process: protein autophosphorylation. The transcript has a single exon. Bases 33 to 2738 code for a protein of 901 amino acids. Lineage: Eukaryota; Viridiplantae; Streptophyta; Magnoliopsida; Poales; Poaceae. Gene Ontology annotation, molecular function: transmembrane receptor protein tyrosine kinase activity; ATP binding.